AUGGCCUCUGCAACAGAUAUCCACCGGUUCUUGGAGCCGCUGAGUAUCGAUGUCGACAGAUCGUACGAACUAUCGCGCAAGUUUCUGGCCAAUUUCAGGGAUCUGGCUGCGGAUUCGAGGGACCAAUGGCUGCCCACGCCGAUAUCCGAGUCGAUUCUGAGGCAUCUUUCUGAUCAAGGGACUGGACAUGGAGGAACUAAUCUCAGAGUUGGCUUCGUCGAGCUGCAUGGCGAUGCCCAAGAUCCUUCAUCACGUAUCCAGCGGCCACUGGAGAAAUCAUGGCCCAUAGAUCAUCACCUCAAGAAUGACAACGCCGAUAGCCUCUUCUCAUGGGUUGGAAGAUGCAUAGCCGAAGUUGUGGAGGAGGGCUGCAGAGUCUUUGACAUAUCCAAGGAUGAGCCUGUACCCCUUGGCGUCACCUUUAGCUUUCCCAUGGAGCAGCGAUCCGUCUCUCACGCCCUCUUAAAGGACAUGGGCAAGGGAUUUGCUCUACCAUCCGGCAUCGACCUAGGCGCCCACAUCGAACAAGGCUACGAAAGGUACCGAACGUCUGAGCUGCCGCCUGUCAAAGUCACUGCCAUCGCCAACGACACAGUCUCCACGCUUGUAUCGUGCCUCUUCAGCUACGGCGGCACAGAGCAUCGACGAGCCGCCAUGGCUAUCAUUCUGGGAACUGGAACCAACGCUACGAUACCCAUGAAGCUGGACCUUUUGCAUCCCAGUAAACGGCCGCAGACAGUGAGCGUCCUUCCAGGCGAGAGUGUGGCCGAUGCCAAGAUUGCAGUCAACACUGAGUGGAGCAUCAAUGGCUCGCUGCCGCCGAUGAAGGAAAUGAAUCUAGUUACGAAAUGGGACGAUGUCUUGUCUUUGCAAAAUGAGAGACCCGGAUUCCAGCCGUUGGAAUACAUGACCGCGGGGCGUUACCUGGGCGAGCUGGCUCGAAUCAUCUUGGUUGACUACUUAAUUAAUGAGUUGAAGGUCGCUACUGAGACAUUACCACAGAGGCUUCUAGAGAAAGAGAGCGUAACAACGACGUUCUUGAGCCAUUACAAGCCAUUCCAACCACCUUCUGCCUUGCUGGAAAAACUACGACAGCAGGUCCCUGAAGAUGCAAAGUCUUCUUUUACUUGGACAGAAGACCUGGCCACGGCACUGUACCACAUUGCAAAGGCCAUUGAAGUCCGCGCUUCAGGAAUAAUCGCCGCUGCCAUCAUCGCCCUGCUCACACUAGCUGAUGAUCUACCCGAAGAUAGGGCAGCAACAGCAGAUUCGAGCUCUCCCAUUCGCGAGCUCGGCGUGGGUUACACCGGUGGCUGCAUCGUGCACUUUCAAGACUAUCUUGCCGACUGCCAGCAAUUCUUGGACGAGCUACUGGCCCGCAGGUUUGGGAGCGAUAGCCGGCUGCGGGUAGUGCUGAGGCCUUGCCACGAUGGCGGUGUUACGGGAGCGGGCAUUCUGGUGGUUGCGGAGGCGUCAUCGAGUAAGAAGUCAGAGGCGUGA
Trichoderma gamsii is the source of this 1500-nucleotide messenger RNA. RefSeq lists its product as hypothetical. Gene Ontology annotation, molecular function: fructokinase activity; glucokinase activity; ATP binding. NCBI's taxonomy places the organism in Eukaryota, Fungi, Ascomycota, Sordariomycetes, Hypocreales, Hypocreaceae. Gene Ontology annotation, biological process: glycolytic process; glucose 6-phosphate metabolic process; intracellular glucose homeostasis. The record is from RefSeq and is a predicted model, not a curated record. The coding region runs from base 1 to 1500 and encodes 499 amino acids. Gene Ontology annotation, cellular component: mitochondrion; cytosol. The transcript is spliced from 2 exons.